AAACCGCUCCCAACCAAACAGGGGAUCUUCAAUUCUUCAUUCUUGUUUUCUUCCUUUCUAUAGACCGUUCACCGUCAAAUCGGCGAAUCGACGCCGCUAGAACAACCUUCGACCACCGUACAAUGGCUGCUUGAAUCUACACAGAAUUCCAGCUGUGAAGUUUGGAAGUGUGUACGUUGUGCAAAUGGAAAGUGCCAAUGACAGUAAGAUUUCUAAGAGAACAGUUUUUGUCACCGUUGGAACUACUCUAUUUGAUGCUCUUGUCAAAGCAGUGGACACUCCUGAAGUCAAGCAAGAAUUAUAUGCAAAAGGGUAUACACACCUCCUGAUUCAAAUCGGCCGUGGAUCUUACAUCCCUGCCAGGUCAACUGGUGACGAUAGGUCCCUAGCCGUUGAGUACUUCACGUUUUCCUCUAGCAUUGCAGAGAGCCUGUCAUCAGCUUCUCUUGUCAUAAGUCACGCAGGAUCAGGCAGCAUUUUUGAGACAUUACGGCAGCAUAAGCCUUUAAUUGUCGUGGUGAAUGAGGAUUUGAUGGAUAAUCAUCAAGAAGAGUUGGCAGAAGAAUUAGCAGAGAGGAGACACUUGUUCUGUGCGCACCCUCAAACCCUUUACCAAACCAUUGCUAAUCAUUCCACAAGGUAGAAGGCAGGACCGCAGGAGUCGUCAUCCAUACAAUACCAGUGUCAUUUAGGUUCAGACAGGGGAGUGACUAGGAUGGGGAAGAAUUAUCCCGAUAGAGAUAAUCUUAGCCAAGCAAAUAAGUACAUACAAGGAUAAACUUUUUUCUAAUAUGUCGCUAAACUAUUUCUUUCAAAUCUUAUAUGAUCAAAACACUAUGGGAUGUCGUUUAGCCAACAUAUGAGUAUCACAUGUAAGUUGAAAGACCGAUAAUUAAGAAACUUGUUGCCUUAUUUUUUGUGGAAAUGAGAGUUUAGCCUGCUGUUCUUCAGUGAUUUAAGCAUAAUAAUGCGCCAAUAUUGAUGGAAGUUAGCGAAUUUGGUAUCACAUGCACCGUGUUUUUUAGCUUAUGCCGUCGCCAUCCGAGAUAUGGUAGAUAAGGGUUGUAUAUGGAAGAGACAAAAUCAGGCACCAAGGCUACAGCAAUGCUUGACCACAAGCUCAUUUGGGUUGCAAAGGUAUCACUAGACUUACAUUUAAAGCAUCUUCUUUAACUGUCCAGUUUAUGCUUGGAUUUAUAUGUAUUGAAUAUAAAUUAUGGUACGAGUACUUUCUUUGAUUUUUCUUUGUUCUUGAGAGUACUCUAGGAAUUUCCCAUCAUUCUACUAUUGAUAUUAAACACAUGUUUUUAAGACAAAACCAAG
Messenger RNA from Chenopodium quinoa (quinoa), 1323 nucleotides. RefSeq names its product UDP-N-acetylglucosamine transferase subunit ALG13 homolog. Gene Ontology annotation, cellular component: extrinsic component of endoplasmic reticulum membrane; UDP-N-acetylglucosamine transferase complex. The record is from RefSeq and is a predicted model, not a curated record. Gene Ontology annotation, biological process: dolichol-linked oligosaccharide biosynthetic process. NCBI's taxonomy places the organism in Eukaryota, Viridiplantae, Streptophyta, Magnoliopsida, Caryophyllales, Amaranthaceae. The transcript is spliced from 5 exons. Bases 185 to 643 code for a protein of 152 amino acids. Gene Ontology annotation, molecular function: hexosyltransferase activity.